CAUUCAGUACAAAAUUUUAAAUAUCGGUUAGACCAGUAAACCUGCAGCGACAUGAACAGGCGAGGUAUAGGCAUGCUGAAAACGCUCAAGAGCACCUGUCGCACAUUUCCAUGUCGUUUCGCUACCAAAGUUUCGAAAAUUGGCAGCGGGACUGGCAUCGGGAGAAUCCCCAGCGGAGUGCGAGGGAAAGAUGGCCUCAGCAGGGUUAAUAUGCCGUCGAUCGUUACGCACCUUCCUCGACUAAAAGAACCACUGCCAAACGUGCCGGAGGUUGAAUACGCAGCCCCAAUGGCUGAGAGUGCCGCCACAAGGGUAACGACCCUUGAGAAUGGACUGCGCAUUGCCUCGGAGCCGCGCUGCGGACAAUUCUGUACUGUCGGCCUGGUUAUAAACUCGGGCCCACGCUAUGAGGCGGCCUACCCCGGCGGUGUAUCGCAUUUUCUCGAAAAGCUAGCCUUCAACUCCACAGCUAACUUUCCCAACAGAGAUGCCAUACGGAAAGAGCUGGAGGAGAACGGGGGCAUCUGCGACUGUCAGACCUCGCGCGACACUCUCAUCUAUGCCGCCAGCAUCGACAGCAGGGCCAUUGACUCGGCUACGCGUCUCUUGGCGGACGUCGCUCUGCGACCCACGAUAAGCGAGCAGGAGGUGAAUCUAGCAGCGCGUGCCGUCAACUUCGAGCUGGAGACGCUGUGCAUGCGCCCCGAUCAGGAACCGAUACUGAUGGACAUGAUACACGCGGCUGCCUACGGGGACAAUACGCUAGGCCUGCCGAAGCUCUGCCCUCCAGAGACUCUGGAAAGCAUAGAUAGGGCUGUGCUAAUGAAGUACCUGAAGCAUCAUCACUCUCCCAGCCGCAUGGUUUUCGCAGGCGUUGGUGUGGAUCACGACGAACUGGUGGAGCUCGUGAGGAAGUACUUUGUGGAAGAAAAACCCAUCUGGGAGAGCGAGCCAGAAAGCAGCGUAGGACCUAAGCAGGUGGACACUUCCAUCGCCCACUACACUGGCGGUAUUGUGAAGGAGCAAUGCGAGAUUCCCUUUUACGCGGCCGCUGCUCUGCCGGAGCUGGCCCAUGUCGUCCUUGGCUUUGAGGGAUGCGCUCACCAGGAUCCAGACUAUGUGCCCCUAUGCGUGCUCAACAUAAUGAUGGGCGGCGGGGGCUCCUUCUCCAGGGGCUCCGGCGGUCACGGCAAGGGAAUGAACUCGCGCCUCUACACAAAGGUCCUAAAUCGCUACGACUGGGUGCACAGUGCCACGGCACACAAUCAUGCCUAUACCGACAGCGGCUUGUUCUGCAUACACGGCAGUGCGCCGCCGCAACACUUGAACGACAUGGUCGAGGUGAUAGUCCGCGAGCUGUUGAGCAUGGCAGCCGAGCCGGGACGCGAGGACUUAAUGCGCUCGAAAAUACAGCUGCAAUCGAUGCUACUGAUGAACCUGGAAUCGCGAGCUGUAGUGUUCGAGGAUGUCGGGCGCCAGGUGCUCGCGUCGGGGCAUCGCAAGCGGCCAGAGCAUUUCAUUGAGGAGAUAGAGAAAGUGUCCGCCGCAGAUAUACAACGCGUGGCCACACGACUGCUUAGCUCCCCGCCAUCACUGGCAGCACGCGGAGACAUCACCGGCCUGCCCGAAAUGGGCCAAGUCACCUCCGCCCUUGCUGGUGCUGGGCGCACCGGUCUCGGGCGACGAUUGUCCCCCUUCAGUUCAGACCAGCAUUUCUGCAAAUCUACCAAAUCGAACGAAUCAGAGGGAUUGUGCCUCACAGACAAGAAUGUGGUUUUCGUGGCCGGUCUGGGAGGAAUUGGCAUGGACACCAGCCGGGAGUUGGUUAAGCGUGACCUCAAGAACCUGGUCAUCUUGGAUCGCAUUGAAAAUCCGGAGGCCAUUUGCGAACUGAAGGAACUCAAUCCGAAGGUGAAGGUCAGCUUCUAUCCCUACGAUGUGACUGUGCCUCUCAAGGAGACGACCAAGCUCCUGAAGACCGUCUUUGCAAAGAUAAAGACUGUCGAUGUGCUGAUCAACGGUGCUGGCAUCCUGGACGAUCAUCAGAUCGAGCGCACCGUUGCCGUUAACUAUACGGGCCUGGUCAACACCACCACUGCCAUUAUGGAGUUCUGGGACAAGCGCGAGUGCGGCCCUGGCGGCAUCAUUUGCAACAUUGGCUCCGUCACCGGUUUCAAUGCCAUCUACCAGGUGCCCGUUUACUCCGGCACCAAGGCGGGGGUGGUUAACUUUACCUCCUCCCUGGCAAAAUUGGCCCCCAUUACUGGUGUCACUGCUUACACUGUCAAUCCUGGCAUCACUAAGACCACUCUUGUCAAUAAGUUCAACUCGUGGCUGGAUGUGGAGCCCGAGGUGGCGAAGAAGCUGCUGGGGCCUCCCAACCAGACCUCUCAGCAGUGUGCCGCGAACUUUGUGAAGGCCAUUGAGCUGAACCAGAAUGGUGCCAUCUGGAAGUUGGAUUUGGGCACUUUGGAGCCCAUCAAAUGGACCAAGCACUGGGACUCUGGCAUCUAAACCACUCUCUAAACUACACACACUCUCUAAACACUACCACAUGAUAAGGCUGAUUUGAUUAUCUUUUCUGGAACCCCGCUCGAAAUAUCAUAAUAUUACAAAAUUAUAUUCGGCAAAAAUUUCAA
Messenger RNA from Drosophila persimilis, 2639 nucleotides. Its product is annotated as mitochondrial-processing peptidase subunit alpha. The record is from RefSeq and is a predicted model, not a curated record. NCBI's taxonomy places the organism in Eukaryota, Metazoa, Arthropoda, Insecta, Diptera, Drosophilidae. Bases 52 to 2514 code for a protein of 820 amino acids. The transcript is spliced from 2 exons. Gene Ontology annotation, molecular function: alcohol dehydrogenase (NAD+) activity; metalloendopeptidase activity; metal ion binding. Gene Ontology annotation, cellular component: mitochondrion. Gene Ontology annotation, biological process: alcohol metabolic process.